This is a messenger RNA of Heterocephalus glaber (naked mole-rat), 490 nucleotides long. It is a transcript of the gene Msmp, whose product is annotated as microseminoprotein, prostate associated. The record is from RefSeq and is a predicted model, not a curated record. Gene Ontology annotation, cellular component: cytoplasm. Lineage: Eukaryota; Metazoa; Chordata; Mammalia; Rodentia; Bathyergidae.
GGUCCGAGAAGGCUGUGCCACAGAAAUGGCCCUAAGAAUGCUCUGGGCUGGACAGGCCAAGGGGACCCUAGGAGGCUGGGGGAUCAUCUUCUUGCUGGUGUCUCUACUCCUGCAGUACCCAGCAGUCCACAGCAAGUGUUACUUCCAAGCUCAAGCUCCCUGUCAUUAUGAGGGGAAAUAUUUCACCCUGGGUGAGUCUUGGCUCCGCAAGGACUGUUUCCAUUGCACCUGUCUGCAUCCUGUCGGUGUGGGCUGCUGCGACACGUCUCAGCAUCCCAUUGACUUCCCUGCUGGAUGUGAGGUUCAUCAGGAGACAGGAACCUGCCAAUUUUCCUUGGUGCAAAAAUCUGAUCCUCGGCUACCCUGCAAAGGCGGAGGGCCCGACCUAGAGUGGGGCUCAGCUAACACCCCUGUUCCUGGGGCUCCUGCUCCCCACUCCAGCUAGACUCACCUGAUCAUCCAUCUGCUGACUGCUCACUGCUGCUGCCAC